UCCUUUCACUUUAUCUGCUUUGACUUGACAAAAUCGUGGGCACACGGCAGGUUCUUCUUCAUAUUUCUGAUGCUGCUGUCCUUGUGCUUCUAUCUUAGAAAAGGAUUGCAUAGCACAUAUCCCAGAAUGCAGAGGAGCACUUUCUCUAGCAUGUUCACCUUCAUUGUGUUGUGUUGGGAAGUUUGGGAAGGAUCACAUGGCUUUCAGAAUGACACCUUGUUUGUGCAUGGCCAUCUGAAUGUGACUCCAGGUUCACUUCCCAAACCAAAGAUCUCUGCCAAUGCUUCCAUUUUCCACAAUUCAUCCGGGGUAACUAUUACACUGGACUGCCAUUUUGAGAACGAACACUGGCCCACCAACUACACCUGGUUCAAGCUCGAUCCAAAGACCGGUGACCACACCAAGGUCAGUGAAGGAGCCACCUUUCAGUUCAGUACAACAGACCUGGGGGGCAAUGACAGUUACAUAUGCAGUGCAAUGACCCUCAAGGACAGCGUCAAUAUCACCUGGACGUCAGCCUUGGAAAGUAAAAAUGUUUCCAUCACCUCUGACCCAAAGAAACUCUUCGUCUUUGAAGGAGAAGCACUCACCCUCAUUUGCCAGGUGGAUCCUGGCUCCACAACCUUCUGGUUUGCCUGGUACAAGGGGUCCAUUGAGGACUCUGUUCACUUACCUAAAAACAAUAAACAGAAGCUGCAGCUGACAAAAAGUGAAGAAAGCGGCAACUACUACUGCCAAGCCAGUUGGCAACACCUGGGGAGAAACAUCACUUUAAGAAGCAAUGUUUUCCAGGCAUUCAUUUUUCCAAAACCAGCAGGCCAUGGCGUAGCAGGCUGGGCGCUGACUUUGUCUCUGUUUGCUUUGAUUGGCUUGUGUGCCUCCUGGAUCAUCUAUCACUUCCGAAAAAUCAUGUGCAGCAACCUGCCUGUUGCCACAAUCAUUCAUACUGAAGUUACAGAAUCACAGAAUCCCAACCCAUCUAUUAGCAAGCAGGUUCGUGGAGCAGCCAGAGCCCAAUCAUCCAGCAGCGGGAGAACCAACCAGAAUAAGGGCAGGCCCUCUCAGGAUAUUCGCAUGUCUGCCAGUGUCAAGAAGAAACCAGGAUCAGCCUCACCCCAGGCUGCCAGUAACAGCACUGAUGGUAUUUACAGCCCACUAUGUCAGGAAACAAUGUCGCACAAUGAUGUGUACAAUAUCCUGUCAUAGCCUGUUAGAAAGCCAGCGGUUUGUCUUAAAAAGCCUCGGAAGAGCAUCAUAAGCCUGUCGCAUUACACCUCGGUGCAUAUCCCAUAAGUCUUUAGCACUGUGUGACUCCUUCAAGGUCCUGAACAGACAGUUGUCUCGGUAUCUCUUUAGUGAAUCCUAUUGAAGUCUUUAUCAUACUGGUAGCCCCAUGUACUUUUACAUAUUGGUGAGCUCUUUGGGUUCACCAGACUGGGUCCGUCACUGACUCACCUCCCUGUAAUUUAUUACAGCGCUUCUCGGUUGUUUCUGGCUACUGCUCCAAAGGUGCCAGCCAAAUUAGAAGUAGGCCCUCCGGUCUUUACAGAUUUACAAUUAAUCUCAUCUUUUCUUUUGCCUCAGCUGGCAUUCAACUAUUUAGACUGUAUUAACCAUUCUGGUGAAGGAAUUCUCCACCCAAAAACGAUAUUUUUGAAUUUAAGCCACAGAAGAGACCAGUCUUAAAUUCAGAAGCUCGUUCCCAUGUGAGCUCAUUUCAUCUGCUUGCACUGCUGUGAUUUUCUGAAAAUAUUUAGUUAAUAUUUUAGCAAAAAAUAUGUGUUUUGCCUGUUGUGGGCUUACGACUGGAUGACUUGACGUGUGUACGUGUGAACGUUAUUGUUUUACAAGAGAAAGACCAGGAAAUGGGAAAAACUGGGAAGUAAAGCCAUAUUUUUUAUCAAAACCAAAAACAAACCAUGAGAAUCGAAGUCAAAAGAAAUAAAGCCAAAGGGUUAUAGCCAAAAUAAAUGCAAAAUUCGAAAGGUUUUAUCCAUCAAUAGAGACUGGCAGCCUUGCAUGACCUUUGAACUCCUUUCAGUAAUUGACCUUAGCAUCAUGAUUUCUGAAGCCUCACCCCUAGUAUGCCAAAUCAAGAGUGCCAAAGGUGCAGCUUCCUAGUCUGGAAAAAAAAAUGGCAUCCAAAACACUAUCGAAAUAAUUGUAAAAUCAUGAAAUGUAACCCUGAUCCUAAAACAAAUGUUAAAAAUUGAGUCUUUGUCCUGAAAACCUCCACACUCAAAGAUUAAAGGGUUAAACAAUCUCAAAGCCAUGUAAAAGAAAAUCAAAUUCCUCGCAGACUCAUAACAGCGUGUAGAUUAUGUAACACAAGUAAACUCAGAUUUUUUCAUAGACGUUUUGUUUGUUGUUGGCUAUUCUGUCUAAAAGUUUGUUAUGUACAUUCUCCACAAAAACAUAAGCUUAAACAUUUUUCUUGGCCAUCACUACAAACCACAAGGUAACAUAUAAAAAAUAUAUUACUUCUGAGUGGAUUGUUCCUUUUUGUGGCCCAUGGAGAAUUUCUGCUUAUCCUGUGGCACUAACCACAUCUGGCCCAUUAGCGAACACUGAACUUCCAUGCUUGUCCACUAGAUGGCACUGUAAAGAUCCUUACACUGAUGCAUGCCUUCAGAAACAUAUUCUUAAUUAAAAUAUGGCAUUUGCUUUUGUUUCAUUUGAGUUAUAGGCUUUUAUCUUUAUUUUUUAGUAUUGUUAUUGUGAUAUCAUUGUCAUUUUGUGUGUUUGUUAGCACAGACACCCCCAUUUUGUGUUUGUAGAUAUUAUGGCUGUUUUAUGUUUUUUUUAUUUACGUGUUGUUAUGAUCCUGCAUGGUCAAUAGACUUGUGGCACAUGUGGUGCGUGGCCUGUGUUAUUACAAUGGCCGUGAUAUAGGAUAAAAACGUGAAAGAGGAAAGUAUAUUUAGAAAGAAAUCUGGUUUUGACUUUUGUUAUGUUUCACGUAUGACUUUGGCUCUGUCCUUAAAGAUUUUAAUGAACAAAUUAAAGAAUCUACUGCAACAACCUUAGCUUAAGAGUUCAUCAGUCAUUUUGUUUUGCCCCAAACACCGAUGCCUGCAAUUUCUAGUCAGAAGUUGCCAAAUGCAGUUGCUGAUCUUUCACGUCUCGUCUCUCAUAAUGGGUUUGGAUGAGGGUGUGCGUCUUUUGGUAUAAACAUUAACUGUCCCAUCUCAAACAUUUACAAAAUCAAGGAUGACCAGGCAUGAUGGUUAUGGGGAGACAAUGGUAACAAGGAAAAGUGGGAAUGUACUUUGCGCAGACGGGAGCCUCCUACAUCAGAGAGACUUCACACUUCAGGCUUGUGCUCCAGCCCCUUUGUAGACAUGCGAGGCCACUCAGAUCAGAUGCACAAUUCACUCCAUUCUGUCGUAAACUGUAAAACAUGAGAAAUUAUAGAAAGUGGAGCUUCUGAUCUGUUUGUGAGGUUCAAAGCCCCGUUGUUGUACUUCCGGAUAACAUGCAUAAGUUGUCAGCUCUCAUGCAUACAAAGUUCACCCCAUGAUGCAGUUGCUGAUCUUGUCAGUGGAUCCUAUCAACUUAAUUGAAUGAAAAAUC
Polypterus senegalus (gray bichir) is the source of this 3573-nucleotide messenger RNA. RefSeq lists its product as uncharacterized. Lineage: Eukaryota; Metazoa; Chordata; Cladistia; Polypteriformes; Polypteridae. Gene Ontology annotation, molecular function: transmembrane signaling receptor activity. Gene Ontology annotation, biological process: cell surface receptor signaling pathway. The record is from RefSeq and is a predicted model, not a curated record. The transcript is spliced from 8 exons. Bases 70 to 1206 code for a protein of 378 amino acids.